CUUCUCCCAUCCAUCCGCUUCCCAGGCCGUCCGUCCCCUGGCAUCCAUCGCCAUAGCGCUCUUUUCAUCCCUGUCUUUCACGAUCUCCCUUCGAGGCGUCUCUAGAAUGCGUUUGAACCCCCCCUACACUGCAUCUUCCCGCACUCCUGGCUGCUGCUUCCUUUGAACACCUCUCCGUCCUGCGACAAGCUAGUGCUGGUCGGCCUCCACGAACGCUUCCCCGCCCCUCUCCCGACGCAACUCUGUUUCCCACUAGGGCACCGUGCCCGCUUCAAAGAGGCUUGGAUUGACAGGACAUCGGUGGAUUCGACGGUCGUGAUGUCCACAGCCGUCCCAUACUCUCCUGGAUCGUCGACGGUUGUCCGCAGCCAUUCCACAUCCUCCCGGUAUCACUCGCAUCAACCCGCUCCGUCGGAUUUUCCUCACAGAACCCGGAGUGUGGCGGUGAGGCCUACGACGUCGUCCCAGGCACGGCCUCAUCAUCAAUAUUCGCAGAGUCAACAACAACCUCAUUCACGCUCCCAGUCCUAUGAUCGCCGUCCUCCGCCGAAUCCCGCUGCGCCCGCGCCCGACAACGUAGCACGCUGGGACCCUGACGCGUCAAAAGGAUCACGCCCUGGCUCAUCACGUCGUGAGCCAUCCAGGGAGCACUCCCAAGAGCGCGUAUCAUACCGGACUGAUCUUUCAAAAAGACACCAUAGAACCCCCUCAACGAACAGUUACAAACGGGAGGGAGUCGACAUGGCAUCCACACCGACUGAGGCUGCCUCAGGCCCUCCUCAUACUCAUCUACAUUCAUCUGCCUCCAUGCAACCUAAGCGCCGGACGACAAUCACUACUCCAUCAGGGCAGUGGGCUCUUGGGAAGACCAUAGGUGCUGGUAGCAUGGGCAAGGUCAAGCUUGCAAAGAACAUGGAAACUGGGGAGCAGGCGGCUAUCAAAAUUAUACCAAGACAGUCAACCGAAGAGCAUCGUGGUGGCCGAGAUGCCGAAAGAGCCGAUCGCUCAAAAGAAAUCCGGACUGCCCGCGAAGCCGCCAUUGUCAGUCUGGUAGAUCAUCCAUAUAUCUGCGGGAUGCGGGAUGUGGUACGCACCACCUACCAUUGGUAUAUGGUUUUCGAAUAUGUCAACGGUGGCCAGAUGCUUGACUACAUCAUCUCUCACGUUAAGCUGAAGGAGAAACAGGCCCGGAAGUUUGCCCGCCAGAUAGCUAGUGCGCUGGAUUACUGCCAUCGCAACAGCAUUGUUCAUCGCGAUUUGAAGAUUGAGAAUAUAUUAAUCAGCAAGACAGGUGAUAUCAAAAUCAUCGACUUUGGCCUGAGCAACCUAUUCUCUCCAAGGAGUCUCCUCAAAACAUUCUGCGGCAGUCUCUACUUCGCCGCUCCGGAGCUGCUGCAGGCAAGACAGUAUACCGGCCCGGAGGUUGACAUUUGGAGUUUUGGUGUUGUUCUGUACGUGCUGGUCUGUGGUAAAGUACCCUUUGACGACCAGAGCAUGCCCCAAUUGCAUGCGAAGAUAAAGAAGGGAGUCGUCGAGUAUCCGCAAGGGCUUACUGCAGAAUGCCGGCAUAUCAUCUCCCGCAUGCUAGUAACAGACCCCCAUCAGCGCGCAACUCUAGCGGAAGUUAUCAAUCAUCCAUGGAUGAACAAGGGCUACAAUGGUCCUGUUGAGAACUACCUCCCUGUCCGCGAACCGUUGCAGCUCCCAUUAGAUGCUGAAGUUAUCGAGAAAAUGACCGGCUUUGAUUUCGGUCCUCCUGAUUAUAUUACGGCGCAGCUUACCAAGAUAAUUACGUCCGAGGAGUACCAGCAUGCUGUUAGGACCUCUUACCGGGAGCAACCUACUCAGAACCACACCGAAAAGAAACGUGGAGUGUUCGACUUCUACAAGCGGAGAAACUCCGCGAGUAGAGACACCCUCUCAACACCUUCUUCUGACGCUAUCCAAUUGGGAAACGACCCUCUAAAUGCGUAUAGUCCAUUAAUAUCCGUUUACUAUUUAGCCAAAGAGAAGCUCGAGAGAGAAAAAGCCGAGAGCAAACCAGGAGCUCUUGGUAUCCAUAGCACGGGCGAUGUUACGCUCAAAAUGCCAGAUCUGCCAGCUCCUGAGGCUGCCCAUACCAACCAAUACCAGCUACCUGGCGAGAAGGAUGUCGGACGAAGAUCUCGUCCUCGCGCGAGGACACAUGGGGAUGAGGACAUCACGGAUGGUCUGAAGAACCUCAAUCUCGCGCCGCAAAGUGGCCAGGCACCAACCCCCUCGGAGACUCCCGUAAAGAAAGAAAGCACGGCUGUCGGUCUUUUGAGACGGUUCAGCACGCGCAGGGCGAAGGAUCGUGGCCGUGAUUCCGAACGUGAAAAAUUCCAUCACCAUCAGACGCCGUCACUGAGUGUCCAGCCUCCGGCCGAUUCGGCAACACCACUUCACAGGGGAUUCAGUAUGAGGAGAGCCAGGCGUGCAGAACCUACUUCUGAAAGUCCUUCAGGCCCAGACCUCCUUAAGGCCCCUGGGGCAGCCCAGGAGGCUUCCCGAUCUAACAAAAUCCUGGGCAGAUCAACCAGCGUUAAUUCCGCCGAUUACCGAGCCCGAAGGGCCGUGCGCAGGGUCGAUACUGAAGCGUUGGAUACACCUUCCGGUCAGCUUUACCAAGCUAAUGGAUCUGAUAACUCGGGCGUAAGUGUGCAGAAAGGGAGGUCUGGAGACCAGGCCACUGCACAGGAACCGAAGCCAGCUGUCCGUACUCAUGCCACAAGGGCAAUGUCACUCGGCCAUGCGCGCCGUGAGAGCAUCCAAGCUCGACGCGCAAGACGAGAAGCCGCAAGGGAGGCCAACGUACCAGAGGAGACCGAUGCAGAUAUAUCCGGCGCAGGUACUGCACUGGAAAGUGCCAACGAUGGGGAAGAUCUGUCCAAACCGGUGUAUCUCAAGGGUCUUUUCAGCGUUUCCACAACAAGCACCAAGCCGCUACCCGUUAUACGCGCUGAUAUCAUUCGUGUUUUGAAUAUGCUUUCUGUUGAUUAUGUUGAGAUAAAAGGCGGUUUCAGCUGUCGGCAUGCUCCCAGUAUCACUCUCAACCGAGGCGCAGAUGGAGAAUCUCACAGUUCCGAUCGACAAGGCAAUUCUACUAGCAAUCGCCGUCGCAUUAGUUUUGGCGGACUCCUCAACAAUGAUGAUGGACGAGACGAGUCACGACCAAGAUCUCAGCGCAGAGCACAGGGCCCGCCCGAUCGAAGUUUCGUCACGAACUCAGAAGAGUCGGACGAAUACGUUGCGCGGCGCGAUAAUAAUACGGCUGGGGAGCGUGUUGUGGGAGAGACGACGACGCGCGUCGAGGGGGAUACUGGACAAAACCUCGUGCUCCGGUUUGAGAUACUCAUUGUGAAAGUGCCACUGUUCUCGUUGCAUGGUAUUCAGUUCAAGAAAGUAUCAGGAGGCAUGUGGCAAUAUCGUGAAAUGGCAAAGAAGAUCUUGGAUGCCCUGAGGCUUUAAAUAAUGGGGCACCCUUUGCGUGACACAGAUUGUGCAGAACAUAUAUUGGUCAAGUUCCUAAUUUGAUGACACCAAGAGCAUCAAAUCAUCCCUUUCCACGUCAUUUCUUCUCCUCUUUGAUGUCUUGAAUUUGAAUAUUACUGAGCAGGCUCAUUGUGCAGGUUAAUGAUAUUUUCUGUCAUGUUGCAUGUGUAUAUUAGAACUGAACAAGGAUGCAUUGUGAUUAUAGCCUAUCAGCUAUUUUUUUGCCUUCCCUUUUUUGUUCCUUUCUUUCCAUGUUCAUUUUGUUUCAUCUACCUUGUGUAGUUAUGCAGUUGGCGUGUUCAGUACUGCCUAUUAUUUACAGGACUAUGCCGUCUCCCUUGUGUUAACCUUUGUCUGAUGUUAUCAUUGCCAAACCACAUAGUAUUUAUUCUCAGUUCUGUUCAUGGAAAUGGUUGACUACAUACACUAUUGAUUUCAUCUCAUGUCGAGUAUGUACUUACCACUUACUACUAACUUGCAUAAAUAGCAUUUCCUUAGCAAUACCUUGGGCCAAGCAACAUACUUGACUGAUACGAACACCCUCAUCUAUAUGUGUUUUGUGGAACUUCGAACUUCAAAGGUAAAUCUGAUUAUAUAUUGAUCGACCCAAUUCCACAAUUGAUUACUCGACCCAACUGGUCUUUUAUGUGUAGGGUGCAGGACAUGGAUCUCGCUGUAAGCAAGUCUAUAUAUAGAAUACACUGGUGAAGCCAGGACACCUACUUGGCAGCAGCCAUAGAUGUUGUUCAUCUGAUGGGGAGUACGCACGGCGAGUUCCUGGAUAAAUUGGCUGGAACCACUACUCAAUAUGACAAUAUCAAUAUCUACAUAGGAUGAGACUGGCACAAAUGUACCAACUGCUAUUCCA
Molecule: messenger RNA, 4381 nt
Organism: Monascus purpureus
Lineage: Eukaryota; Fungi; Ascomycota; Eurotiomycetes; Eurotiales; Aspergillaceae
Source: the annotation of a GenBank genome assembly